AUGAUUGUGACCCUCGAGGCAGCGACAUCCAACACUCAGAUUGCUCUCAGAUGGCUCUUCUUCGGGUAUUUGACGGAGCCUCACCUCGGAAAUAAUGAAAUGCAGUGUGACAAAUUGCCCACGUGGCCCGAUAUCUGCAAGAAACAGGCCGCGAUCCCUUGCUCCGACCCUAGCGACAAGAGGAAUGAGGAAUUUGUAUCAGGACUCGCUUUGAAGUUUCAGCAGCUAGCCAAGGUCCGAGGCUCUAGAGAUAUGGCAACAUCAGCGGAUACUGAAAAGCAGGAGGACCUGAUACAACAGACACAAAAUCAACAACAUGAACGCCCAUCUACCUUAUCACCCUCUGAUGUUCAAUAUCAUCCCAGAACACUCAAGUUCUGGCUCAUCAUGUUCUGCAACUUUCUCGCACUAUUUCUAGUUGCCCUAGAUCGAACAAUCAUUGCAACCGCCAUCCCUCGCAUCACCGAUGAGUUCCACAGACUCGGUGAUAUCGGAUGGUAUGGAUCUGCCUAUAUGCUUGCAAGCGCAUCCUCUCAGAUGCUGUUUGGUCGAAUAUACAAAUUCUACAACAUGAAAUGGGUGUUCUCGUCUUCAAUAGUCCUCUUCGAAAUCGGAUCGGCGAUCUGCGGUGCUGCUCCUUCGUCCAAUGCCUUCAUUGCCGGACGCGCCAUUGCAGGAUUUGCUUCGGCUGGAAUAUUUUCCGGUUGUAUGCUGAUUUUAAUUUCCAUGGUCCCUCUUCAUAAGCGACCGAUGUUCCAAGGCCUGUUUGGAGCUGUGUUUGGAAUCGCUUCGGUCAUGGGCCCUCUUGUGGGUGGUGCUUUUACUAGUGGUGUGACCUGGAGUCGCAUCAUUGCUCUCUUCGUUCUAUUUGGUGUCUUAAUACUCGUUUUCGCAGGCAUCCAGAUCUGGAGGCCCGAGACAGCCACAAUACCAGCAAAGACCAUUGGUCGCAGAAGUAUUCUCAGUGCAUCUCUUUUCGUCUUUCUUUCAUCCAGUGCAAUGAUGAUAAUGAUUUACUAUGUUCCCAUCUGGUUUCAAACCGUAAAACUGGUCAAUCCUGUGAAAUCUGGAAUAUACACCCUGCCUCUUGUUCUCAGUCUUGUUGUCGCAAGUAUCUCCGGAGGCUUGCUGACCCAAAAGAUUGGAAACUACGUACCAGUCAUGUACCUCGGCCCAAGCUUCAUGUCCAUAGGAAUAGGUCUAAUGAGCACCUUCAAUCUAUCUACUGGGUCAUCUCACUGGAUCGGAUACCAAUUUCUAUCUGGAUUCGGCUUUGGCCUCGGGAUGCAGAUUAAUGGACUCGUUGUGCAAAGAAUCUUACCACCACCAGAUAUCCCAAUCGGUGUCGCGCUGAUGUUCUUCCUUCAGCAGCUGGGGGGAAGCAUCUUCAUCACUGUCGGUCAAACGAUCUUCAGCAAUACCCUUGUCUCCCAUCUCAGCGGAAUUCCAGGCUUAGAUACUGGCUUGAUUGUGAAUGAAGGUGCUACAAAAUUGGUCACAGUUGUGCCCUCGAAAUACAUAGUGAUGGUUCAAGAGGCGUACAACUUUGCCUGUACCAGAAUAUUUUUCGCUGCUUUAGGUCUUGCGUUUUUGACGCUACUUAGCUCUAUGGCAAUGGAGUGGAAGAGUAUCAAGAAAGGCAAAAAUGGACAGGAUAGUCCCACUAAUUCCAACCACGGCCACCGAAAACCACAUGACUCGGCGACUGGUGGGCCUACCCAGUCACCACCGGAUCAGACCGAAGAGAAAGCAAGCACUCGAUCACUAUAUCGCAUUACUAGAUGGCUAGAUCGUUCAAAAUGUUUUCUAAAUAGAACACCCAACCGCACGCUACUGGUCAGUACAGCGGCAUAUGCUAGGGCUUCAAAUAAAAUGGUAGAAAAAAUUUGA
Messenger RNA from Penicillium malachiteum, 1890 nucleotides. Its product is annotated as MDR family MFS transporter. Lineage: Eukaryota; Fungi; Ascomycota; Eurotiomycetes; Eurotiales; Aspergillaceae. Gene Ontology annotation, molecular function: transmembrane transporter activity. Bases 1 to 1890 code for a protein of 629 amino acids. The record is from RefSeq and is a predicted model, not a curated record. The transcript is spliced from 5 exons. Gene Ontology annotation, biological process: transmembrane transport.